CCAUCUGCCAUCCUCCACCACAACCUGAUACAACUUCGACUUCAGCAUUACUUAACCCGUACAGCUGAUCACGACACAAACCACCCACCCCGCCCACGCGCCUACCCCACCACCAACCUCCAACAUCCCAAUCAACACAAAACCAACACCGCCAACAAUGUCUGAACGAAUCCCCGAAUCAGUCCCCACCUCCCAGCACCCCUCGCACUCCACCUCUCGCCCCAAAAAACGCGCACUCUCCCCCUCCUCCGCCACCGCCGCCAACAUAUCCCACCUCUUCGCCAAGCCCGACGCCGCUCUCGCGCUCGCCAACAGCGCCAGGAGCAGCAGCUCCCCCGCCUACUCCGCCGCGCCCCCCGAGAUCGUCGCGAACGUGCAGGGAUCCAGCGCGGGGGCGGGCAGCGGGGAGUUCCAUGUGUAUAAAGCGAGUCGGCGGCGGGAGUUCGCGAGACUGAAGGCGAUGGAUGAGGAAGUGUUAGGGGAGAAGAUGGAGGAGGAGUAUGAGAGGGAGAAGAGGGAGAGGGAGGACAGGGAUAGGGAGGCGACGGAGAGGAGGAGGAGGAAGAGGGAGGGGAGGAGGAAGAAUGGGAAGGGUGGGAAGGAGGGAGGGGUGAAGGAGGGUGUUAAAGUUGGGGGAAUGAAGCCGAGGGCUGAUGUGGUGAUGGGGGAUGCGGCGGGCGUGAGUGUUGCGCCAGCGCUGGAGGCGGCGCAGGAACAGGGCCUUAUCAUUCAUGACGACGAUUGAGCAUGCCCACUUGGGAUCAAUGCCCUGCAAAUUUCAGACGCGCCUCUGAGCCGAGAUAUCCCAGUUUGUGGAGGCUACAGAAGUCGCAUGGCCGUUGGAAACGCUGCUGGGUGGAUAUAUGAUAUGGCCGGUAUCUCCGAUGCGCAGCUAUGAUACUGGGUCACUCGCCGUGUUGUUGAAUCCACAUAUGAAGGAGUCUCGUCGACUUCAACCACCGAGGAGCGGGAAUCCAUACGACAGCCUGGAGCUUAAAUGUAUUAUCAAACAGACAUGUAGAAUUAAGAGCAUCACU
This is a messenger RNA of Pseudogymnoascus destructans, 1037 nucleotides long. RefSeq lists its product as uncharacterized. Gene Ontology annotation, molecular function: protein kinase binding; protein kinase inhibitor activity; double-stranded RNA binding. The transcript has a single exon. The coding region runs from base 158 to 745 and encodes 195 amino acids. Gene Ontology annotation, cellular component: nucleolus. Lineage: Eukaryota; Fungi; Ascomycota; Leotiomycetes; Thelebolales; Thelebolaceae. Gene Ontology annotation, biological process: negative regulation of protein kinase activity. The record is from RefSeq and is a predicted model, not a curated record.